AUGACUGACGGUCUUCUCUGGCGACCGGCUGGGUUGGGCCGUUGGGAGCGCGACAUCGACGAAGUGGAACAGUUCUACACAACGUUUGCAAGAAGAUUUAUCGGAACAGGGCGUGCAUCUUUCGCCAUGACUGCCCACGUGUCAUUAUACAUCGUCCGUGAUGGCGAUACGCUAGAGUCGCGUGUGAUCGACGCGUUGCGGAAAGCUUGGGUAUGCCUGCGAUAUGACCACCCAACUAUCGCGUCCUGGGUGGAAUACAACCGAGAAGCCAGAAGAUGCAAAAAGAUAUAUGAAGAAUUUUUGAAAAGAGAAAAUAUGCCUGAUAUGACAUCCUGGCUCAAUGCAACAUUCAGGCUAGUGACGCACAGCCAGUCCGGCGAGGAAUGGUGCAAUUCAGAUCCACCUGUUCCCAAACUUCCCACGCUAUUCAUUGUCAAGCGAAAAGAUGCGCCAGACCAUUCAUUGAUUCUGGAUCUAGUACUCAGGUCGCAGCAUAAUAUUAUUGAUGGGCUUGGCGCGCUUCAGUUACUGGGUAAUCUCAUCCGCUACGCCGCACGAGCGUUUAACGAGCCAAACACCUUUGUGAUCCCAGAUUUUGGCGAUGAAUGGAAGCAUUUAAGUCCCCCCUUAAAAGUUGCAGCCAGUAUUCCCAAUAUUCUACCACCGGAGAAACAAGCGAGGUUUCGCCAAAUCGUGGAAUUGAACACGGCUAUGCGUAAGGAGGCCGAGGCCUCAACAAUCCCGUUUCGGUUUGGCCGCUCUAUACCGGGCCAUCACCAGCGUGUCGCCUUGAAUGUAUCUCCACAAGUUUCUUCUCGGAUUUUGCUCGCAUGCAAGAAGAUCAAGGCUAGUCUCACUCACGUCUACCAUGCCUCAAUCGCCAUGACUAUGCGGGACCUCCAGGAGCCGCGGUGCAAAAAGCGAUUGGUUCGAUAUAUCAGCUAUGCCCUGCUAAACGAGCGUGGACACUGUCAAGAGCCAUUCAAUGCGACUCUUCACGCUGCAGCAGUUUAUCACUCAAUUUCAGGACAAAGCAUGGCGAUUGAUUUAGAAGUUCCGGACACAUCCACCAGUCCGCCCAGCGAAAGCAAAAUCCGAGAUGAGAUGCGAAGGGUCGUUGAGGAGGUCAAAAAAUAUUAUCUGACUAUUAAAAAUGACCAGGACCACUUAUCAAUAACCCCCUCGUAUUGGCAGCUCGCAACGCCCGGAUAUCCGAUUGGCAAAGAGGAUCCACCCGUCCCAGCGCCCAAUCCAAUGCCCUCGGCCUCUAUCUCCAGUCUCGGCGUUAUCGACAAUCUUAUCCCUCCACAGCUGGGCCCAUUUGAAGUUGAAAACCCUUGGGUAACAGGAGAGGAAUUGGGCACAGGAUUGGGGUUAUUCGUGGGAACAUUCCGCGGUCGCAUGUCCCUGAGUGCCGCAUAUAAUGAUGCGUGGCACGAUAAGGCGGAGGUGAUGAAUUUUGUGGAAAAAUGCCACACGCUAGUCCUAACUUGCCUCGAGGUAUAUCGCGGCUAG
This is a messenger RNA of Penicillium manginii, 1515 nucleotides long. RefSeq lists its product as uncharacterized. The coding region runs from base 1 to 1515 and encodes 504 amino acids. The transcript has a single exon. Lineage: Eukaryota; Fungi; Ascomycota; Eurotiomycetes; Eurotiales; Aspergillaceae. The record is from RefSeq and is a predicted model, not a curated record.